UAACGCGUAGGGUUUCGCUUAGACUGUCUCGUUAUUAGGCUGUAAGUUGAAUUGUUGUGGGGCAAAAAUAACCCCAUUGUGCGGUGUUUGAAGGAAGCCAAACGAAGCGAGGUAGAUGAGAUGUUCACAGCCCGUGAGUAAUGAUUUAAAGGAUGCUUGUUGGUGUGAAUGAUGCCUGGAGGUGGAGAUGCUCGUGAUGCUAUGGCCUAAGUGAGGAACCAUCAUGCACAUGACCCUGGACCUCUUUUUAUUUCCACUGGUGCACUGGUAACAUUUGGCUUUCCAAUAACAUCACUAUAGUGAAUUAUGUAACACUCUUGAUCCACGCCAUGAAGCACAGUAUUUAGUCCUGGACACCGUUAAACCCCCCGUCUGUCACCAUGUCCCUGGCUGUGCAGUCACAGAAAUGGUUCCCAACACACGUCCAAGUGACGGUCCUUCAAGCCGCAGAGCUCCGGGCGAAGGGAAAGAACGGCACAAACGACGCCUACACUAUCAUCCAGCUCGGGAAGGAGAAAUACUCCACGUCGGUGGCGGAGAAGACGCUGAAUCCCAUGUGGAGAGAAGAGGCUUCAUUCGAGCUUCCAGGGCUGCUGGUGGAGGGCAACCCCGAGGUUUAUGAGCUGUGUCUCGUCGUGAUGCACAGGUCUCUGGUCGGGAUGGACAAAUUCCUGGGCCAGAAAUCCGUCAACCUGAACGAGGUGUUUGACAACAAGGAACGAAAGAAGAUCAACUGGUACACCCUGGAUUCCCGUCCAGGCCAGAAGAAAAAAGAGCGUGGGAAGAUCCAGGUGAGCAUCCAGUUCGUGAGGAACAACAUGACGGCCAGCAUGUUUGACCUGUCGAUGCGGGACAAGCCACGCUCGCCGUUCUCCAAGCUCAAGGACAAGGUGAAGGGUCGCAAGCACGACUCGGACGCCUCUUCAGCCAUCUUGCCUCGCUCAGCGCAGUGUGAUGCCGAAUCCCAGCUUCCGCAGAACGUAUCAGACCCCAAACGUCAGCACAAGACUGCUAAUCUGGAGCCCAAAUCCAAACACUCGCUUCUUCCGGGGGCUCAGAAACUCUCUGCUGCCCACUCCAUGUCCGAUCUAGUCGGAACGCACUUCAGGCCCAAGACGGACUCUGUAAACUCCAUGGAGGAGAGCGGCGGCAUUCCUCCUCACCGCCGCUCUCAGAGCGAGAUGCCCGGUUACCAGGACGGCGAGAUGGCAGGUGACCCCUUUCCAGAAAUGCCACAGAAAUCCGCCACGCUCCCACGCAAUCGCAACCCCUUCGAGUCAGACCACGGGCAGCUGUGGGACAAAAAGGAGAAGAAGGAGAAGGUCAGCUUGCUGGAGCGUGUGACAGGGAAGAAGGACGGGAAGAAGACGAGUAACGGAGGACGAGCAGGAAAUUCAGGGGACCUUCAACACUUCACAAAUCCUUUCACCACUGAAAGUGAUACUAACCCCUUCUUGCCACAUCACAUGCCCAGUAAUCAUGCAAAAAAACCAAGCAGCAACGAAGACCUGAGUAAGAAAAACGUUUCCCCGGAGAAAAAACAAGGAAAGAAGUUCGUCAGAGAGUCGGAGCCCGAACAGCUCCAGAGCAGCAUGGCGGCAUACAGCAGCCUGACGUUCGAGGAGGUGGUGCAGGAGCUGAUCAAGCAGAAGGAGGUGGUGAAGAAGAAGGACGCUCACAUCCGCGAGCUGGAGGACUACAUUGACAACCUGCUGGUCCGUGUCAUGGAGGAGACGCCGAGCAUCCUGAGGACGCCGUACGAGCCCAAGAGGAAAGCGGGGAAGAUCUCCAAGAAAUAGACGUCCGCCUCGGCGUCCGGGAAAACGGUGAUCCCAUAAUCACGCGUUUCUCUUCGUUUACAUGUUAUUCAGGACUCGAAGACUCGAGAUUGUACGACCUUAUAAAAAUUGGUGGGCGAUCGAAGGACUUUUUGUGCCAACGCCAAAAACUGGCUAAGAACUUUUUAUUAUGUAGUUUGUUGUUUGUACACUGAGGUUUGUAAAUACUUUCUUCUGUCUUUUGUGUGGCGGUGUGGGAAAACCCAUCAGAUGUCUCUGCGGGCAACAAAUGACGAGAAAAAUCUGUCCAUAAAGAUAUUUAAAAAUGGAAAUGUUUUUAUUUCGUUUUACAAACAGUCCGCGUAGCAAGCAAACACAAAUUGUCGAUGAAUCGGAAUCGAUUCAUUUGA
Messenger RNA from Tachysurus vachellii, 2188 nucleotides. RefSeq names its product rab11 family-interacting protein 2. The record is from RefSeq and is a predicted model, not a curated record. The transcript is spliced from 6 exons. Gene Ontology annotation, cellular component: phagocytic cup; endosome. Gene Ontology annotation, biological process: regulated exocytosis. The coding region runs from base 381 to 1799 and encodes 472 amino acids. Lineage: Eukaryota; Metazoa; Chordata; Actinopteri; Siluriformes; Bagridae. Gene Ontology annotation, molecular function: small GTPase binding.